This is a messenger RNA of Aspergillus ruber CBS 135680, 3090 nucleotides long. Its product is annotated as forkhead box protein L2. Lineage: Eukaryota; Fungi; Ascomycota; Eurotiomycetes; Eurotiales; Aspergillaceae. The record is from RefSeq and is a predicted model, not a curated record. The transcript has a single exon. The coding region runs from base 480 to 2669 and encodes 729 amino acids. Gene Ontology annotation, biological process: regulation of transcription by RNA polymerase II. Gene Ontology annotation, molecular function: RNA polymerase II cis-regulatory region sequence-specific DNA binding; DNA-binding transcription factor activity, RNA polymerase II-specific.
CUCGACUCUUUUCCCCAUAUCUAUUAAUCUUUAUCUAUCCCUAAUCCAUCUAUCGCUUGCUUGCUUUAAACCAGAUCGCUGAGGUGCGCGCGCAAUAAUACCCUACAUCUACUACAUCAUCCAGUUGAAAGACGCCCUACGCUUUCUAUUGAAUGCCAAUUGCGGGUCCUUUGUCUCUUAACAAUUUUUUUUCUCUUAUCUGCCAUUGUACCAACACAUUGGGCUACAAUAUUGAUCUACUUUUACUAGCGCCUUGUCGCCUAAUCGAUUCUCGAUCUUGCUUAUUCUGCACAGAUCCACAACCACCCGAGGCUACUACACACCUUCGUGGCCUGCACUUAAUCCUCAUCUCUUUGAUGCAGGAUUUCAACUGCACACGCACUCCAAGGCCAAAGAGCAAGGCUUUGUCGCCUGUUGUCUAAUUGGUGGCCCUUUCUUGACGCGUUGGAUACUCGAUUCAAAAGGAAGAGACAAAGAUCAUGACCUCGGCGCGUCCUGCGUCGGUUGCACAGGCUUCUACGGAAGCGUUGACUCUUCAUAAAGACCCUCCUCCCAAGUCACAGCCUCGUCUCGAGCCCUCGCUUCUGCCUUUGCAACCUAUUGAGAACAACUCAACAACUCGAGAAUACAUCCUGGAUCCGCCCUCAUCAAAGUAUCAAAGGCCAUCUCCAACAAAAGCUUCACGCGAGAUUGGUACUUCGCAUUCAGGCCAGGGCAAAUUGGGUUUCGUCCCGAUAACUGCUCCAAACCCACCUAUGUUCACCACAGAUUCACCUACCAAGAAGACCCCCUUGGGCGCAAACCCACAUCCUACGUCGUCCUCUGCACCAACAACAUCAUCAAUGCCGCAAUCUGCCCUGUUCACCACAUUCUCUAGCAUCAACCCCGGGGAAUCCUCGCCAAACGAGAAUCGAAUCGCCAAUGAUCUUCCCAAUGAUAAUUUCGCGGAUUUUCCCGAACCCUCGUAUGGAAACAAAGUUCCCUUGAGAAGGACGCUCUUGGAGGCUGCGCCGCUGAAAGAACGAUCGAUCAAGAAGCCUAAAUCCGAAGAUACCCCAGCAAUGCGUCUACCUGAGCCUGAAGAUAUGCCACCGAUCGAAGAUGAUGGCACAAAGCCUCCGUACAGCUAUGCGACGCUAAUUGGGAUGUCGAUUCUUCGAGCGACUAACCGGCGGUUGACUCUGGCGCAGAUUUACAAAUGGAUUUCGGAUACCUUUUCCUACUACAAGAACAGUGACCCCGGUUGGCAGAACAGUAUUCGCCACAAUCUGAGUCUGAACAAGGCGUUCAUCAAACAGGAACGGCCCAAGGAUGACCCGGGAAAAGGAAAUUACUGGGCGAUUGAACCUGGCAUGGAGGCGCAAUUUCUCAAGGACAAGCCCUUGCGUCGCGCUACCAUGUCCAGUCUUCCCCUCCCUGCAGCUCCUCAAAGGGAGUCGGCGUCCCACCCCCGGAACUCCAGCAUGGCAUCAUGGGUAGUUCCGCCACCCCCUAGCCAUCAUCCACCUCAGAAGGUAUCUUCUAAGAAUGUCGACUUGUCUUCGGAUGCUACUUUGCCUGCCUCCGACCCAGCCCUUCAAGACGACACAGGUGACGAAGGCACCAAUACAGCAGCGCUGCGGGCUCUCCCACCUCGGUCCUCUCCUCCCCAGCCCAUCCAUUCAUCUCCCCCAGUUGCUCCGCCUCGGUUCUCCCGUCAAGGUACCCCUCCUUCUCCGUCUCAAACCGCCGCGUCUUCUGCAGCUGGUCCGCGUUCGAAAAAACGCAAAUCGGCUGCGAUGAACGACAGUGGGUAUUUCUCGUCUUUGGAGUCAUCAGCAAUGCGGCCGAACAAGACUGGACAUAUCUUGACCUCCGACCUGGACAUUGAGCCGCCUCGUAUCAAGCGCGGUCGUGCAGAGGAAGAGAUCGCGCGAAUUCGCAGUUCAUCUCAUGACAUCAGUCCAAACAAUUCUGGUCGCACCAAGGAUUCCGGAGUGGCUGCCGGCUCAUCACCGAUUCGUGGAGACUAUGUGAGCAUGCUGCCGCCCCCUCUCACGCCUGUGAUUAAGUUUAAGAAGCCAGCGAAACCGCCACCGUCGGUCUCUCCAAACACCAACCUUCGAAACCACCGUAGGAAGAUUCAACAAAUGGUCAAUUCCCCUAUCAAACAAUUGGGCCUCACGGAUGAGGACCUGCCAUGGAGCCCAGCAUUCAACAUCCAGGACGAAGCAUUCACACCGAACGAAAAUUUCCACUCCACUUUUGAUGUUUUUGCCGAUUCCGGAGUGGACAAUAUCUCCACGCCAGCCCGUGGAUCGCCGGAGAAGCGCUCUGCGAAGCGUGCUCGCUUGGAGGGCGGAGGAUCCGGCGGCAAUGCCCUUGCCGAUAUCACUUCCAUGAGCGUCAACAGUCGCAUGGGUGCAACAUCCCUAUCAUCACAUAAGUCUAAAGGCCUGCUCUUUGAUUCGCCAUCCAAAAUGCCAGACCCUAGUCGUUUCAUUGAUGCCACUCAUGACGAUUUCUUUUCAUUCCAUCUUUUUGAUGAGAGCCCGGGAGAAGUGGAUGGUGUCGAUCUUCUACAGGGUUUCCAAAAAAUUGGAGGUGCCAGUAAAGAGGAGCCAUCUAAGAUCAAAUCACACAUAUCAAGACCAAACUUCACUUCCCGAAGCAACACCUCGUUGUUUUGAGCUAAAUUGUUCCAGUUGGAUACCGGCAGAGCGAUGUUGCUCUUUCUCUUCCGUCUUUUCAGGUGCAUUCUGAAUUGGGCUCUGAACCAAGUACUAUGACGUGCAAGUUUCUUUGGUUCAAUCAACUGCUAUUCCAUAAGAUUUUAUCCUUUUUGUGACUUUUGAGGCAUAUGGUGUUUUGUUCAAAUUGAUUUUGGGCUGGUUUUCUGCGCUUGUUUCCCUCCCACUUGCGUUCGUUUCUGGAGUUCGUUGGGCUUAGGUAAGAUCUGGAGUCGGCUCUGACUUGAAAACCGUGUUUGGGAUGACUUUGCUAUGACCUUAUGACAAUAUCUGUUAAGAUGUACACGAACUUGUAAUGUUUUGUCCUGAUUUCAUAUUUUAUUUUUUUUUGCAUUGCCUUGAUAGUCCUGGUUGGCCGAGU